Chondrus crispus (carragheen) is the source of this 453-nucleotide messenger RNA. RefSeq lists its product as hypothetical. Bases 1 to 453 code for a protein of 150 amino acids. NCBI's taxonomy places the organism in Eukaryota, Rhodophyta, Florideophyceae, Gigartinales, Gigartinaceae. The transcript has a single exon. The record is from RefSeq and is a predicted model, not a curated record.
AUGUGCGUCGAGGUGAGGUCCUUCUUCUUUACAGGGGCGUUCGCCCUCGCCACAGCGGCUGCAGCUGCCGCGCCCUUGAGCUUCUUUUUCGGGGGCUGCAAACCAUCGGUUGUGGCUUUUCGCUUCCCUGGUGUCUCAGGUGUUUGCUCGUGGGAUUGGCGCUUGUCGCGUUCCUUGUCUGUCACCAUGGUGAAACAGGCUCUGCACAGCCCGUCCCGUCAGAACCCGAACGAAAGAGGCUUUGACUUAAUUAGAACGAUGACGUGCGACGCAGCUGCAGAGCUGGUCCGCUUUCGAAAACGCACAUACGAUAAGUGCUCUUCACCCUGUUUUCUUCCCAGCAAUGCCGAAGAUGGACACAUCAGCGGACACAUGAGCGCAGACUCGAAAAUCCUCCACCCCACCAAAUCGUUGGCAAAUGCGAGUCCUCAAAAACAGGUUUGUUUUCAGUAA